AUGUCUAGACAAGACGAAGCUAGAGCAUUCCACUACGCAGUGUACGAAGCUGUACAACUGAUACCUCAAGGACGAAUCACAACUUAUGGACACAUUGCUAAACUUAUAUAUAAACCUAGAAAUUCGAGACAAGUAGGGCAAGCAUUGAAGUUUUUACCUAGAGAGGGUCAAGAACAUGAAUAUCCUUAUAGUACUGCAAAUGUUCCUUGGUGGAGAGUGGUAUCUAGUGCUGGUGUUAUAUCUCCAAGAGAGGGAGGAGCUGUUCAAUUGCAAGCUGAUCUGCUAAGGCAGGAAGGCGUAGAAGUUGAUGGUAAUAAUAAACUCAAACUUUCUGAAUUUGGUUGGUUUCCAGAGACUGAAUUUGAUGAAUAUGACUGA
This is a messenger RNA of Hansenula anomala, 378 nucleotides long. RefSeq names its product MGMT family protein. Gene Ontology annotation, biological process: DNA repair. Bases 1 to 378 code for a protein of 125 amino acids. Gene Ontology annotation, molecular function: catalytic activity. The record is from RefSeq and is a predicted model, not a curated record. The transcript has a single exon. NCBI's taxonomy places the organism in Eukaryota, Fungi, Ascomycota, Saccharomycetes, Phaffomycetales, Wickerhamomycetaceae.